Molecule: messenger RNA, 2140 nt
Organism: Nerophis ophidion (straightnose pipefish)
Lineage: Eukaryota; Metazoa; Chordata; Actinopteri; Syngnathiformes; Syngnathidae
Product: ras-related protein Rap-1b
Exons: 8
Coding region: 463-1017 (184 amino acids)
Biological process (GO): Rap protein signal transduction; cellular response to cAMP; negative regulation of synaptic vesicle exocytosis
Cellular component (GO): plasma membrane
Molecular function (GO): GTP binding; GTPase activity; GDP binding
Source: RefSeq, a predicted model, not a curated record
GAGUCUGUUCUCCUGCGUACAUAUUGCCUGUGUCGCGCUCUAUUUACAUUCCCUUUUUGCAAUGUAAUUUAUUUUAAACUAACACAAAAUAUCUUGUCUCGAUUUUUGGUCGGUGGUAAUUUUGGCGAAGUCUAUUUCCGUUGUUGCCUUUUUUUUUGUAGUUGUAUUUAUCACCUAGCUUGACGUGACAUAUUAUUGCCUGUGUCGCGCUUUAUUUACAUUCAUUUUUUUCCAAUGCAAUUUAUUUCAAACCAACACAAAAUACCCUGUUUCGAUGAUUGGUCGGUGGUAAUUUUGGUGAAGUCUAUUUCCGUUGCUGCCUUUUAUUUUGAAAAAAAAAACGCGGAAGUUGUAUUUAUCACCUAGCUUGACGUGAGCUGUGGAGGGAGCGGCUCUGGUCGAGCGACGUUAGCACAGCAGAGGAGAGAGAGAGAGGGCAGUGGAUGACGACAGAAGGUGAAGAUGCGGGAAUACAAGCUGGUGGUCUUAGGGUCUGGUGGUGUUGGCAAGUCUGCUUUGACGGUGCAGUUUGUCCAGGGUAUCUUUGUGGAGAAGUACGACCCCACGAUAGAAGAUUCCUACAGGAAGCAAGUGGAGGUGGAUGGUCAACAAUGCAUGUUGGAGAUCUUGGACACGGCGGGAACAGAGCAGUUCACGGCCAUGCGUGAUCUCUACAUGAAGAACGGCCAAGGCUUCGCUCUGGUCUACUCCAUCACGGCUCAGUCCACCUUCAACGAUCUUCAAGACCUCAGAGAGCAGAUCCUCAGGGUCAAGGACACUGAUGAUGUUCCGAUGAUCCUGGUGGGCAACAAGUGUGACCUGGAGGUGGAGCGUGUGGUGGCCAAAGAGUCAGGGGUGGGCCUCGCUCGCCAGUGGAACUCCUGCGUCUUCCUGGAGACGUCAGCCAAGAGCAAGAUCAACGUCAACGAGAUCUUCUAUGACCUGGUGAGACAGAUCAACAGGAAAAGCCCACUUCCUGGAAGAACUCGCAAAAAGUCCACUUGUCAACUCCUCUAAUCACAGCUCUGCGCUCGCCGGACCAACAACCAAUCAGAGGACAUCUUCCAACCUGCCCCGCCCCCGUGAAAACACACACCAUCAACAUGGACCACCUCAGACCUCUGACCCCUUCCCUGUUGCCUUGGAAACUUCAAAAGACUGUGACGACGAUAAUGAUGAUGAUGUCUGGUGUCUUCUCGAUGUCUCUUUUGUCUUUUUCUAUAUGACACACGGCCUCCAACUGUGUGUGGUGAUGAUGAUAAUGAUGAUUGUUAUGUGAAACAAUAAGAGUCAUUUCAAGUUUUAUUUUGUAGCAGAAUCUGGCGUCAGCUCACCAUUCAGAGCUAACACUAUGUAGCCUGGCAGUGUGUUGGCAGUAUUACGAGCAAGCACAAGUUUUGCGAGCUAAGCUGGCAAAAAUGGUUAAAAAAAACAAAAAAAAAGUAUUCUUGAUGUAUCUUAUAACUGGCUAGCUUGUUAGCCAUUAGUCAGUACAGAAGAAGCACUUUAAAAGUGUAAAAAAUAGUGUUUUUUAGGGUGGCAUUCCUGCAUAUGACCACUAGGGGGCUACAGUGAACUAACCUGUUAGUAUAACGUGACGGUGGGUGAGCUGACCCCAGAUCUGCUCGCUUGACUCGGUGGUGUCAUUAUUAAGCCUGGCUGAAGAUUGUUGAAGCCACAAAAAGCCUUUCAAUGUCCGUCUGAUGUAGCAUGUUCAUGUGUCACCUCCAGGAGGCGCUGUAGCAGUCAGCAUGUCUGUUUUGCAGUGGGAGCUAACUAGCGCCGUCAGUUAGCAUGCUUAGCUCGCUCCAUACCAGGAGCUGUAGGGAGCCUUCGUGGCCGCCAGGGGGCAGCAAGUCCACACUGACUGGUCCUGUUAAACCAGCGCCAACACAGCCCCGCCCACUCGGUGUCGGCAGAUUGUCUUUCAACUUUGACCUCGGUUCAAACUCCGCCUCCUCGUCCUGUUAAGCAGAGAGUUCAAUUUACGUUACUUUGCUGCAUGUUUGUAUUGUCUGCUGGACUCAAGAACGUUCUACACGGGUUCCCGACAGCAGCUGGGGGGGGUUUGAAGCCAAAUGUAAAGUCCAAACUAAAAAGCCUUAAAUGAAUAAAAAGUGGUGCAAUUUUGUAACAGCGA